GUCAGCUGAGGUCACAGUUUAUAGCGACAAACAACGCGCUUCUUGGGCUGGUAUAGGAUUCGUACCUUAACGCCCGAGUCUAGUACGCCUAUAACCCACAGGACUCCCAUAGGAAGUUAUCGAUCACGCUGCUCUCACGACAAUAUUCACGUGACUCUACGUGAUUCUCAUGGCACACGUAUACGUUUUAGUACUUGUUUGCCACCGAUUCCGGACUCUGGCAAAAGUCUGCACGUUCCGCGGACACGCGGUGACAAGACCAUCGACCAAAGCCAAGGACAAGAUGCAGGUCGCCAAUAUUAGAUGGCUCAAUCAGCUUCUAACCGCUAGGCCUGCCCUCGGUCUCUGCACGAGGCGGGACCGGCGACGCCUACACUGGGGGCAGAAGGAAGACCCAUUCACUAUUGUCACGGAAGGAAUGGUCGAUCUCGCGCACAGAAUCAAGGGGAAUUCGCCCUUCUCGGAUUCUAUCUACAAUAGCCUUCUGCUCCAUGGCCGUGGUCACGCCCGUGAAUGCAGCUUCUACACAUUAAGGGAGCGUCCAGAUUCCAAUGUAGUCAUGUGGCGAUAUUUGCAACCGACGAAUACCUUACUCGCCGUCCACUGUCGGGAGGAGGAGGUUCCCCUGCUGAGGGAGUCCCUGAUGCAGUCGCACUUGAUCGACUGGCAGGGAAGGCUGUGCGUUUUCCACGUCCCUGCGUAUCUGGUGGACACCGUGAAGGACGUUGUGAAGGACAAGGGAGGACAGAAACUGACAAUCAAUAAAUGCAACACAUAUACUUGUGAUACUAUUGGGGAUCCUUAUGCUUAUCUGGCGGAGAAUCCCAUCCGAUGCCCAGCUGGAUUCCGUGUGGCUCGGCUGGGACGAGCUGGAGUCAGCAUCAUGAGGAACACAGCGGAGUACGACAUAUGCAGGACUCUCGACGACAUGGUUCACAUCACGAAGUACGCCCCUUCAGUAGGCCUGUAUGAAGACCCGAGCGUGGAAAAGGAAACCAUCGUCGACAUUGAGAACCUCCCCUUCGCUAGGGACGAGGAAGUACCUGUAGCUUGGAUCACAACUUCCUUCUAUGGUGCACUAGGUACAUGGAUGACCAAGGAAGGGUAUCGAAAUCAUAGCCAUGGACAACUAGUAGUCUAUGUGGCUGCGAUGAUGCAGGCUGCCCAAGGUUAUAUCCCUCAUGGUCAUGUGGACUUAGAUAAUAAUCCUUCUAGUAACUCACUUGGCAAAAUAAGCAAUUCCAUUUUGUCUGAAAGCGUGUACUUCAUGUUCCGAAAAUGAAAUAUGAUGACACUUCUAAACUGGUAGGUUUAUAUUUAUUAAGAAUGAAACCUUCGAAGUCUUGCCAAAGGUUUAAGAUACUUCAAAUUCAUUUCAGUAGUUAUAACCAUAUUGAGCAACCAGGGCCAGGACACUCAAAACAACAUACACCGUAACACCGUAUUAGGGCCUCAGGAGGCCCUAAUACGGCAAGGUGUGAGUUCCGAGCCAUACUCAAAACUUUUACGAUGCCUUCGUGUAAAGUUUCGCAUUGCGUUCGAGAUAAAAGUACAAACAAUGUAAAAGUAGCUCUCUUAAAUACAGUUUUAGCUGUAAAAUAAUGCUGAAUUGUAUCCUUUUCUCACCAAAAUAUUGUUUUUUCACUAUUAUCUUAAUGCAACGGGAUAUAAGAGAGCAGGCGAUACCACGUUGUUAACAAUUUCUGUAAUGAAAUAUGUCUCCUCGCGUUAUCAUACCUCUACAUUAUGACGUUCGAAUCAAGUUCUCUAUCGCUAAAACUUCAUAUAUUACAGCAUCCCUCAUGCUCCUCGCUUUGGCUAUUAUCGUUGAUUCGCAGUUCCUCAUUUCUCAUUGGCUGGUGUGUGUAACCUGUCAAUAUAAGCCUUUUGCCGAUUGGUAAAUUUGUAUUCAACCUGCCCUCUGUAGGCAAUCUCACAGAAUUCUGGAUAUGUUGUUUACUUUUUGUUCAUAAGAUGCUUACAAUAUCAUACGUAUGGCAGAAUGUGGAAAUCGAGGUCCUCCACCUGUUUCCUCUGUGUGUAGAGGUUUGAAAUUAUUAAGUUUUGAAUGAUUCCUCUCCAUGAGGAGGGAAUGUCAGAAUAUAUAAGGGUUACUAACUGUAAACGACAUGAGGCAGGGCGAUAUUACGUACACUUUCAUACGGAAGCUCGUAAUUAGUAUAGUUUUUUCUCAGUGGAGGUACAUAGAACAACGGUUAUUACAGAAUGAAACUGUUAAGUGGUUGGUCACUUUGUCAGAAUGACUUUACUAGGUUAUUUGACCAAAGAUAAGCUAGUAAAAUGGUUCACAAACUUCUGUGUGCAUGUAGAGGGUAAAGCACAUGCUGUGAAUCAGUGUCAACAGCCGUGAUUGAAAUUUUACUUAAAGAACUGCCAAUUAUAUGUAUCUAAAUAUUUACAUCUUUACAGCUAUCAGCCUGCGUGCCUCUCUCUUCCUCUCUCCCUGCAUAUCUCUCUCUCUCUCUCUCUCU
This is a messenger RNA of Penaeus monodon (black tiger shrimp), 2492 nucleotides long. RefSeq lists its product as uncharacterized. The record is from RefSeq and is a predicted model, not a curated record. NCBI's taxonomy places the organism in Eukaryota, Metazoa, Arthropoda, Malacostraca, Decapoda, Penaeidae. The transcript is spliced from 6 exons. Bases 170 to 1282 code for a protein of 370 amino acids.